UUCACCUGAGGACUCAUCCUCAAACUUUCUCUCUCCUCCGAAUUGUAUUUUUUUGCUAGGGAAUAAGUCACUCUUCGUCUUCUCGCUGAGAUUUGUUGACUGACGGCAAGUGUUCCCGUUUUUCGAAAAAGUGUAAAAAAAAUUGUAAAUACUAUUUAAAAUUUGCAUGCGUUUCUUCAUAUAAGAGAAAGCUUACUUGUGACAUUUGGUGUUAUCGAUUUCGUCACCAAACGGAAAAGUUGUCAUCUUGUUCGAAAAAUGGAAAGCGGAGAUCCUGCUGACUCGCCGUCGUCAUCGCCAAUUUUGGCGGUUGGUGGUGUGUCGAUACCGUCGUUACAACCAACGACAACUACAACUACCUGGACUGCGUCGCCACAUCCCGUCGUGAUCAAAUGGGCUGGGAAAGAAAUUGAAUUGGCGGACGUUUCAGGGGCGAAAACUGUUUUAGAUCUCAAAGCUCUAAUCCAUGCUAGAACAGGGGUACAAGUGGAUCGGCAGAAAUUGCUCAAUCUCAGUUUCAAGGGAAAAGUGGCUGCUGAUGACUGCACCUUACUCAAUUUAAAUUUGCGACCUGGGCACAAAAUCAUGAUGAUGGGUUCUCUGGAGAAGGAUAUUGAGAAUGUGGACGUUCCUCCCGAGGAAAGGCCAGAAGUUAAUAAUGACUUGGAUGUCGCUGAAGACUUUGAAUUGGAAGAGUAUUCUGCCCUGAAUCAAAACAAGAUUGCGAGGAGGAUUAAUGAGUACAAUGUGAAUGUGUUGAACCCUCCAAGGCCAGGAAAAAAGCUACUCGUGCUGGACAUUGAUUACACGCUUUUUGACCAUCGAUCCGAAGCGCAAACUGGGACUGAAUUGAUGCGACCAUUUCUUCAUGAAUUUCUCACCACUGCAUAUGCAGAGUAUGACAUAGCAAUUUGGUCAGCAACAAGUAUGAAAUGGAUUCAGGAAAAAAUGAAACUUCUUGGUGUAGAUACUCAUCCGGAUUACAAAAUUGUGUUUUACCUCGAUUACCUUGCUAUGAUUACUGUACCCACACAGAAAUAUGGAGUGAUCAAUGUGAAACCUCUUGGAGUAAUUUGGGGGAAAUUUACAAUGUACACCGCAAAAAAUACCAUCAUGUUUGACGACCUGAGAAGAAACUUUGUUAUGAAUCCGCAACAAGGACUUCGGAUUCGUCCCUUCCGUUCAGCUCAUCUCAAUCGGGCCACUGACCGUGAACUCCUCCGACUUGCCACCUAUCUGUCCCAUAUCGCUAAACUGGAUGAUUUCUCUCAUCUAAAUCACAGCAAAUGGGAGUCUUGCGUGGUCAGGCUGGAAAUCCGGGCAGGCACUUUGCGUCGUAGACGGCGGCCUAGAGAGGGUGACGAGUACAAUGCAGACUCCUCCUGAACCCACCACCUCUUCCUCCUCCUUCCACAUUAGAAUACAACUAUACAGCUACUAUUACUAUUAUUACUACUACUUCAUACAUCUCUGUCUACCACACAAACUUCCCAAAACAACACUCAUUCACCUUUACUCAAGACUUGAUAGUGUCGUCUUCGUAAAUUGCUAUGCGGGUGUGCGUCUGAAAACGUGUUUGUAUGCUCAAUUUUUUUUGUUGAGAGUAAAUUAAAAGUGCAUAACUUGUCAAAUUGUCGUGGGUAUUUUAUCGUCUGUUUAUGUAAUCGAAAUUUUUGCGUCAUGAUAAUUCAUGAAAAAUAAAUAAUGAUACGCA
Folsomia candida is the source of this 1714-nucleotide messenger RNA. It is a transcript of the gene Ublcp1, whose product is annotated as ubiquitin-like domain-containing CTD phosphatase 1. The coding region runs from base 259 to 1386 and encodes 375 amino acids. Lineage: Eukaryota; Metazoa; Arthropoda; Collembola; Entomobryomorpha; Isotomidae. Gene Ontology annotation, molecular function: phosphoprotein phosphatase activity; protein binding. Gene Ontology annotation, cellular component: nucleus. The transcript has 8 exons. The record is from RefSeq and is a predicted model, not a curated record.